Messenger RNA from Fusarium musae, 1848 nucleotides. It is a transcript of the gene VMA1, whose product is annotated as H(+)-transporting V1 sector ATPase subunit A. Gene Ontology annotation, molecular function: proton-transporting ATPase activity, rotational mechanism; ATP binding; ATP hydrolysis activity. Gene Ontology annotation, cellular component: proton-transporting V-type ATPase, V1 domain; fungal-type vacuole membrane. NCBI's taxonomy places the organism in Eukaryota, Fungi, Ascomycota, Sordariomycetes, Hypocreales, Nectriaceae. The record is from RefSeq and is a predicted model, not a curated record. The coding region runs from base 1 to 1848 and encodes 615 amino acids. Gene Ontology annotation, biological process: proton transmembrane transport; ATP metabolic process. The transcript has 7 exons.
AUGCCUCCUAAAUCAUCAAAGGCUGCUAAUAACAGCAGCAAGACCAAUGAGGAAGAUGGAUAUCAAACCGGUAAAAUCUACUCCAUUUCUGGUCCCGUCGUCGUGGCUGAGGACAUGAUUGGUGUUGCCAUGUACGAGUUGGUCAGAGUAGGACAUGAUAACCUCGUUGGUGAGGUUAUUCGAAUCAGUGGCGACCAGGCCUCUAUUCAGGUUUACGAGGAGACAUCCGGCGUCAUGGUGGGUGACCCUGUUACCCGUACCGGAAAGCCCUUGUCAGUCGAACUCGGUCCCGGUCUCCUCAACGGUAUCUACGACGGUAUCCAGCGUCCCCUCGAGGCUAUUUCCAAAAUGGCCAAGUCCAUUUAUAUCCCCCGCGGUAUCGCCGUCCCUGCCCUCGACCGCGAGAAGAAGUGGGAGUUCACACCCUCCGUUAAGGUCGGCGACCACCUUUCCGGUGGUGAUGUCUGGGGUUCUGUCUUCGAGAACUCUUUCCUCGCAGACCACAAGAUUCUGUUCCCUCCUCGUGCACGAGGAACCGUUACCAAAAUCGCCGCCAAGGGCGAGUACACCGUCGUCGAGAACAUCCUCGAGGUUGAGUUCGAUGGCAAGAAGACCGAGUACCCCAUGAUGCAGUCCUGGCCUGUCCGAGUACCACGUCCCUCCAACGACAAGAAGUCUGCCGAUCAGCCCUUCAUUGUCGGUCAGCGAGUUCUCGACGCUCUUUUCCCUAGUGUUCAAGGUGGUACCGUCGCAAUUCCCGGUGCUUUCGGUUGCGGAAAGACUGUCAUUAGUCAGUCUGUGUCCAAGUUCUCCAACAGUGACGUUAUCGUCUAUGUUGGUUGCGGUGAGCGAGGCAAUGAGAUGGCUGAAGUCUUGAAGGAUUUCCCCGAGCUCACCAUUGAGGUCGAUGGCCGCAAGGAGCCUAUCAUGAAGCGAACUACGCUCAUUGCCAACACCUCGAACAUGCCUGUCGCUGCCCGAGAGGCCUCCAUUUACACUGGAAUUACUGUUGCCGAAUAUUUCCGCGACCAGGGUCUUAACGUGGCCAUGAUGGCUGACUCCUCUUCCCGAUGGGCUGAGGCUCUUCGAGAACUUUCUGGUCGUCUAGGAGAAAUGCCUGCUGAUCAGGGUUUCCCCGCCUACCUGGGUGCCAAGCUUGCCUCGUUCUACGAACGAGCCGGUCGCGUUCAGACUCUUGGUUCUCCCGAGCGUGAGGGCAGUGUCAGUAUCGUCGGUGCGGUCAGUCCUCCUGGUGGUGAUUUCUCGGAUCCCGUUACUACGUCCACUCUGGGUAUUGUGCAGGUCUUCUGGGGUCUCGACAAGAAGCUUGCGCAGCGAAAACAUUUCCCUUCCAUCAAUACAUCGUUAUCUUACAGCAAGUAUAACACCAUUUUGGAUAAGUAUUACGAGAAGAACUACCCCGACUUCCCUCGACUCCGCGACCGCAUCAAGCAACUUCUGUCUGAUUCCGAGGAGCUCGACCAGGUUGUUCAGCUUGUUGGAAAGAGUGCCCUGUCUGAUCCUGACAAGAUUACGCUGGAUAUUGCAGGCCUGAUCAAAGAAGAUUUCUUGCAGCAAAACGGUUACUCGGACUAUGACCAGUUCUGUCCUAUCUGGAAGACAGAGUGGAUGAUGAAGCUCAUGGUAGGCUUCCACGACGAAGCCCAGAAGGUUAUCGCGCAGGGCCAGAGCUGGGCCAAGGUACGAGAGGCCACUUCUGACCUGCAAGCCAGCCUACGACAGUUGAAGUUUGAGGUUCCCACCGACGGCCAGGAUGUGAUCUCCAAGAGAUACGAGGAGAUUCAACAGAAGAUGACAGACAAGUUUGCGGCUGUCAUGGACGAGUAA